Molecule: messenger RNA, 528 nt
Organism: Alternaria arborescens
Lineage: Eukaryota; Fungi; Ascomycota; Dothideomycetes; Pleosporales; Pleosporaceae
Exons: 1
Coding region: 1-528 (175 amino acids)
Source: RefSeq, a predicted model, not a curated record
AUGUCGACUGAAACCAUAAGCAUAGCUGCGUCUUCGCAAGAUUCUUUCUCGCGCCUGCCAGAGGAGGUGGUCACACGCAUCAUGAAGUGCCACUACAACAACUAUAUCGGAGGUGUGCUUCUCUGCUGUGAGACGUUUUUUCCAAAGGAUCCAGGCUUCUUGACAGACCUUUGUUCUUACGCUGCUGAACUAUACUGGUGUGCAGACGACGAACGCAAGUAUGGUUAUCAGCCAGUGGCCACUACAAUCGACGCAACAAAGAUCCAGGAGGUCCUGAAGAUCCGGCUUGUCAACAAACUCUUCGCUCGCUGCAUGCUUGACGCCUUUUUAAAGAGUCCCAUCAUAUUUGAGCAUGUUUCAUACGAUUGGACAGAUCCGGGAAAGAUUUUUUGGUUUCUACCUUGCCAGAUCGAGCCAAAGCUUGCCCAGCGUGGUGGACGCAUUCAAGCUGAAUACUACACCAGGGUUCCCUACACGUACCGCUUUGUUUGGAAUAAGACCGACAUCCAUGGGCCCUUGAGGCGAUAG